Messenger RNA from Cornus florida, 3126 nucleotides. RefSeq lists its product as uncharacterized. The record is from RefSeq and is a predicted model, not a curated record. The annotation marks the transcript as partial. The transcript is spliced from 4 exons. Gene Ontology annotation, molecular function: nucleic acid binding. NCBI's taxonomy places the organism in Eukaryota, Viridiplantae, Streptophyta, Magnoliopsida, Cornales, Cornaceae.
AUGAACUUGGCUCCUUGCAUCUCUGCGAAUACGAUCCUGCGAUUUGGGGUUGAGCAAGGGCAAUAUCCAUGGUCCUAUGUGAACUUCAAUAAUCACAUAAGUCCAGCCCAUAGUUGGAAAAAAUGGACAGACGCGAUCCUUGCAAAUCCGGAGUACGAGGCAAUCUUGGAUGCAGCGAGUUUAACACCGUCUAUUAAGCUGUUUCGCCAGAUACACAUUCCUCGCAAUAUUGCAGGUUUAUGGGAACUAACCUCGCGAUGGAGCUCAAGCUCGCACACUUUCAUUAUUGCGCAGGGAGAGUUUACUCCCACGAUUGAGGACGUGAGCCAGUUGUUAGGCUUACCUUUUCAAGGAGUGGAAAAUCCUGGCUCUUGGGAGUUCACGCAAGCUGAAGAGACAUUAGCUCAUGAUCUCGAGAUAGCACUAGAGAAAACUAAAGAUUUUAAGUCGCUGUGGGACGCACAGGGUGUUCGCCAUGCUGAGCGAGGCAAGGGUACUCGCAAGGCCACACUUGGGGCGCUGGUGCGAUAUUAUUUUAAGGAUUUCCUCAUAACAAAAAAGAAUCUCAUAGAGGAGGGAAGAAAAGGAAUUCCAGGUCCCUGGGUUGACCAUUCUUCUAGUCUCGCGGCCUAUCUACUAUGCUGGCUAUCGAGAUACCUGUUCGAGGGGACUUCGGAGGAUGCUUCACAACCACGACUUGUGGAUCUGGCGGUGAAGCUGGCGAAUGGUGUGAAAGUGGCCUUUGCACCUCUAUUCUUGGGAACAUUAUACCACUGGCUUAACAUGGUGUGGGAAGAUAUGGGGCGAUCUGUAAGGCGCUACGUCCAUUGCUCGUACACGUCUACCAUAUUUCUACAAUUGUUCUUGUACGAGAGGUUCCAAUCUUAUGCUCCCAUCCCAGCAGACUUGGCUAUGGACGAGGAGGUGAUCAAGCAAAUCCCUCCCUAUGCAAAAUUUCUCAAAGAUUUGUGCACUCAAAAGCGCACUUCUAAAAAUCAUUUGCCAAAAAAAGUGAGGUUGACUGAAAAUGAUGACGCAAAGCCUACUAGAGAGGUCCAGCGCCGGUUAAAUCCAAACAUGAAGGAAGUGGUCAUGAAAGAGGUGAUCAAAUUGCUAGAUGCGGGAAUCAUCUAUCCUAUCUCUGAUAGCAAGUGGGUGAGCCCCACACAAGUUGUCCCCAAGAAAUCCGGGCUCACCAUUGUUGAAAAUUCAGCGGGCGAGCUCGUGCCACAACGAACCACCACCGGGUGGCGUGUGUGCAUUGACUAUCGUAAACUCAACUCAUCAACUAGGAAGGAUCAUUUCCCGCUCCCAUUUAUUGAUCAAAUCCUAGAAAGGUUAGCCGGCCAAAGCUUCUAUUGUUUUCUUGAUGGUUAUUCCGGCUAUAACCAAGUGGCCAUCGCCCCCCAAGAUCAAGAGAAAACAACAUUCACAUGUCCCUUUGGUACUUUUGCCUAUCGACGCAUGCCUUUUGGUCUAUGCAAUGCACCGGCAACGUUCCAAAGGUGCAUGAUGUCCAUAUUCUCCGAUAUGGUUGAAAGGUUCUUGGAAGUUUUCAUGGAUGACUUUUCCGUAUUUGGCUCCUCCUUUGACUCGUGUCUCAAAAAUUUAUCUCUUGUGCUCCAAAGAUGCAAAGAGACGAAUCUCAUUCUAAGUUGGGAGAAAAACCACUUUAUGGUCCAAGAAGGCAUUGUUUUAGGACAUGUCAUUUCUAAGCGGGGAAUCGAGGUAGACAAGGCAAAAGUUGAGUUAAUCUCUAAUCUUCCUCCUCCGAAUUCCGUCCGUCAAAUCCGUUCUUUUCUUGGCCAUGCCGGAUUCUAUCGUCGCUUCAUCAAAGAUUUUAGCAAAAUCUCACGGCCCUUGUGUAAUCUCUUAGCCAAGGAUGUUCCGUUCAAUUUUGAUGACGCUUGCAUGGAAGCUUUCAUCAAACUUCGCAUUCUCCUCUCCUCUGCCCCGAUCAUGAAACCCCCUAAUUGGUCUCUUCCCUUUGAGAUCAUGUGUGAUGCAUCCGAUUAUGCAUUAGGGGCGGUUUUGGGCCAACGUGUGGAUAAACUUCCGCAUGUCAUUUAUUAUGCUAGCAAAACUCUCUGUGAUGCCCAAUUGAACUACACCACCACUGAAAAAGAAUUGCUAGCUGUGGUGUACGCCUUGGAUAAAUUUCGCUCCUAUCUUCUUGGCUCCAAGGUCAUCGUCUUUUCAGAUCAUGCCGCCCUUAGGCAUUUGUUAGCGAAAAAAGAGACAAAACCCCGCUUAAUUCGAUGGAUCCUCUUACUUCAAGAGUUUGACAUUGACAUCCGGGACAAAAAAGGGACCGACAAUGUUGUCGCCGAUCAUCUCUCUCGCUUACUUAUUGAGAAAUCUUCGGAAUUUGCAGCCAUCCGUGAUUCCUUUCCGGAUGAGCAACUUCUUCAAGUUUCACAUUCUACUCUUCCGUGGUUUGCGGAUAUUGUCAAUUAUCUUGCGGUUGGCAAAAUUCCAGCUCAUUGGUCCAAACAAGAGAGGGACCGGUUUUUCUCCCAAGUCAAGCAUUUCUUUUGGGAAGAUCCGGAAUUAUUCAAGUAUUGCCCGGACCAAAUCAUCCGGCGAUGUAUUCCUGAAACCGAAACGAGUGGUCAAGUAGAGAUUUCUAACCGGGAGAUUAAGCACAUUCUAGAAAAAACGGUUAGACCGGAUCGCAAAGAUUGGUCAUUACGGCUAAACGAUGCACUUUGGGCUUACCGGACAGCUUAUAAGACACCCAUUGGCAUGUCACCAUAUCGACUUGUCUUUGGCAAAGCAUGUCAUCUCCCGGUGGAAUUAGAGCACCGUGCUUAUUGGGCCGUAAAAAGGUUCAAUUUUGAUCUCAAACAAGCCGGCUCUAAUCGUGCGUUGCAAUUGAAUGAACUUGAGGAAUUGCGUAAUGACGCGUAUGAAAAUGCAAAAAUUUACAAGGCAAAGACUAAAGCUUUCCAUGACAAACACAUCGUCAAAAAGUCUUUUGCCCCGGGACAAAAGGUCUGGCUUUUCAAUUCCCGCUUGAAACUCUUUCCCGGUAAACUCCGGUCAAGAUGGGAUGGUCCAUACAUUGUCACUACCGUCUUUCCUCAUGGAGCAAUCGAACUUCAUGAUCCUGCAAGUGGAUCACUC